AUUAUCGGGAAGAUUUACGUAAACUACGGAUUCUACAAGUUUUUCAUAAAAAGCCGAAGAUAUCGGAAACAACUGCUAAUGGAACAAGCAAAACAAACUGCGGCGUAUAAUGCCAUUGACACAUACAUAAAGGAUAACGAUAUUGUUGGCAUUGGUAGUGGUUCAACAAUUGUUUAUGCCGUUGAAAGGCUUGGCCAACGUGUUAAAGAAGAAAAUCUUAAUGUAGUUUGUGUCCCUACGUCGUUCCAAUCUCGUCAGCUAAUAAUCAAGAAUUCUUUAAAGCUAGGAGACUUGGAAACUCAUCCUAAUUUAGAUUGUGUUAUUGAUGGUGCCGAUGAAGUAGACAGUGAUUUUAAUCUUAUCAAAGGAGGCGGAGGAUGUUUAUUACAAGAGAAAAUUAUUGCUUCUUGUACAAAGAACUUCAUUGUUGUUGCAGAUAUUCGCAAAGAUUCUGUUAGACUUGGGGAAAAAUACAAAAAAGUACCAAUAGAAGUUCUUCCAAUGGCUUAUGUUCCAGUGAUGAAGAAAAUUGAAGAUAAUUUUGGUGGUAAAAUUAAGCUAAGAAUGGCUGUAUCAAUAGUUGGUCCAGUGGUUACAGAAAACGGGAAUUUUAUUUUGGAUUGGCAUUUUCCUGAUAACAUACGCGAUUGGUCUUUAACGAACAAGCAACUUUUAUUAAUUCCAGGCCUAAUUGAAACAGGUUUAUUUAUCAACAUGGUAUCAACGGUGAUUUUUGGACAACCAAAUGGUUAUUUCGAAGUGCGUUCGACCAAAUAAAUGUUUAAUAUUAAAAAAGAA
This is a messenger RNA of Ceratosolen solmsi marchali, 798 nucleotides long. It is a transcript of the gene Rpi, whose product is annotated as Ribose-5-phosphate isomerase. Gene Ontology annotation, cellular component: cytoplasm. Gene Ontology annotation, biological process: pentose-phosphate shunt, non-oxidative branch; D-ribose metabolic process. The transcript has 6 exons. The coding region runs from base 79 to 777 and encodes 232 amino acids. NCBI's taxonomy places the organism in Eukaryota, Metazoa, Arthropoda, Insecta, Hymenoptera, Agaonidae. Gene Ontology annotation, molecular function: ribose-5-phosphate isomerase activity. The record is from RefSeq and is a predicted model, not a curated record.